Molecule: messenger RNA, 3573 nt
Organism: Cladocopium goreaui
Lineage: Eukaryota; Dinophyceae; Suessiales; Symbiodiniaceae
Source: the annotation of a GenBank genome assembly
AUGGAAAGUCAAGGAGCUAAGGAUGUUUCAAGAAACGCUGGAUUUGAAGAUGCAGAGGUUGUAAGCUCUGGGUACAGUGUCAGUCCUGUUGCAGAUGAUUUGGGUCAUACAGAUGACAUUUCACAUGUUGAUCCUGAACCUUUCAGGGCGUUGGAUUUGCUUGGGACUGAGCAACUUUUUAGGCGUGAUGUUGGUCAAGAGCCUGCAGUCGUUGCUGAGCCCGGAGCUUUGAAUUUCAGUUUGAACGAUCUUUUUGGAAGUGGUGAGGAUGAAGCUGAUUUUACUGGUUUUCAGGAGCGUGCUGAAUCUGAAAGGGACUGGACUCAUGUUACAGAGCCUUCAGUUCAGUCUGCAAAUGAUUUAGCAUUUCCUGAUGAAGUUGACCUUGUUGAACAUGACGUUAGUGGACCAGUGGUCAGCAAUUCAACCUGGAAUCAAUUGGUAGCUGGAAGCUUCUCACAGUUCCGUGAGCUGCCAAGUGACUUGAAGUUUCCUUGGGAGACGGGCACUAUGGCGGCUGUCUUCAACUUCGAUGCUGACCCGCUUCCCAGGUGCCCAGGUCUUGCAGAAGUUGUACAUUCAAGUUCAGUUGAAGGUCCAGAAGUUUCGCAAUCCAAAUUAACUGCUUUUGCUUUACCUGAUGAAGCUCAGUAUGUUCAUGCGGUGAAGAGCAUGCGGGACAUGAGUUACUUCGAGGACAAGAAUCAAAAACUUGAGCUAGCAUGUGCGCAGUGGUUGAAUAUUCUUUCAACAUGUUGGAGUGCGUCUGGCAUCGGUCCUCAACUUGUCAGUGCACUUCAGCAGGACAAUUCAGGUGUGGAAGCUGUGACAAUCCUUAAGUCUUGUUUUGGGGUAAAGAGCCCUGCAACUUUGCUGAAGCGUGCCAGUGCCUUCAGAAAGUACAUGGCAUGGUUUGACAAGAACCCGGCAUGUCAAGAGUUGAACAAGAGUUCACUGCCGUUGGACGAGAGCUCAGUCUGGCUGUACUUCAACUGGUUGAGAGAUCAACGUAUUGCUUCAGCCAAAGGGUUUACAGUUCCCACAUCAUUCCUUGAAUCAGUGCGGUUUGCCAAGUUUACAGUUGACCUCAAUGGGACAGAUGCGAUUUUGUGCUCACGCCGCCUUUUGGGGUUUGCAGCAAUCGAGCAAAGAGAGAAGGGCCCCUUGAAACAGGCACCAGGCUUGGAGCUUGAGCACAUGAGGAGAUUGCAUCAGAUCCUACAGUCUGAUGGGAACAUCACGGACAGACUGGGUGCAGGAGCAUUUCUGGUUUGCUUGUAUGGCCGUGCAAGGUGGUCAGACUUACGGUAUGUCAGCCAUGCCGACCUCACAGGAGAUGAUUUUAUGACUCUGUAUACAACUGAGCAUAAGACUGCUAGUGUUGGACUGAAGAGGCAACAGUUUCUUCCCAUUGCAGUUCCCUGGGAAGGGGUGACAUCAGAUUCUUGGCUACGAAACUGGCUGGAGAUUUAUCACCGUUGUGGGCUUGACAUCAAUCAGAAGCCACUUGGGCCUCUUCUGCCAGCCCCACGUUUGGAUGGGACAUUCUGUGCUCGACCCUUGACUACAAGUGAGGCUGCAGUUUGGCUGAGGGGGCUUCUGAAGGGUACUAGCAACUCAGAAACUUUUCGGAGUCACUCCUUGAAAGCGAGCCUUUUGCUUUGGUGUGCACGUGCUGGCCUUGACAAAGAAACACGAGCUGUUUUAGGACAUCACUGCACAGCGUUGAGUGGAAGUGAAGUGGUUUAUAGCCGUCAGCUGCAAACAAGGGCACUCAGGAAACUCAGUUUGAUCCUCAGGCGUGUGAGGACGGGUCAAGCAAUUGAGGAUGAUGCCAUGAAAGAGUUUGGCAUUGUUUCAACGCCUCUUCCUUUCACUCCUGCAGCGGCUGCUAGGACUCCUGUCGCUGUGCCACAACAGGUCAUUCUGGCGAAGCCAGUUGAGCAAGGUGAAGUCGACAACUCAGGGGUGUUGAAUGCUGUCAAGUUGGCCAUGGACUGUGAGGACCUGCAGAGUGUCAAAGAAGAGCAGUUUGAUUUGCAGACGGUUGAAGCAGCAGCUAGUGAGCUCACACUUUACCCAGUAGAUGUUGUCAGUUCUGGUGUCGUUGAAAUUGAAUCGUCAUCUGGAAGUGACAGCGACAGUUCAACCAGUGAUUCUUCCAGCACCACAGAGCAGGAACCUCAGAAAGAUCAGCCAAGCUUCAUUGAGCAUGUACCAGAAGAUUUUGAUUUUUAUCGUCAUGCCAAAAGCGGCAUUUUGCAUGCGUGCAAGCUGAGUGAGUCUGUGAGCAAAUGUAAGCUCAGCAUGAAUGCAAAUUUCCGAAAGCUUGGCAGAAGGAGACUGGAAUUUGCAGCCAUGUCUUCCUUGAUAGAUAGCACUGCUCAAUUUGAGUCGCAGAUGCGGGAGCUGGGCAUACAACAGACAUUGCUUGAUGGGCUCAAACAGCAUGGGGUACGAACCCUAUCACAGCUUGCAUUCUCUGUGGGUCAGCCUGGACAACCCAUCUUGGAUCAGAGCGUUGAAGCAUUGGUACAAGCCGCUGUAGGCCGUGCUCCAAGCCUCACAGAGGCUGCUUGCUUGAAAAGAUUGGCAUUCGAGGCGCAGACAUACUUGACUGCAACACUGAGACAGGCAGUUGACAGAUCAGAAGACGCGGUGCCGCGCAAAGUGCCAAUGGCUGAGCGAUCGACCAGAAUGGAUGCCUUGAAAGCAGCUCUGGGAGGACUGGAUAUCUCUGGGGAGCACGAGCCUGCACAUAGCUUAUUAGACAAGUGCUGUGCAAUGUUUGAGCAGAACAGCAUCAAGUAUGUGGAGCCGUCAGCCUGCAUAUCCAGGUCAUUUGAAGUUCAAGGGUCAGAGAAAAAGAACCGUGAACUGACCUUGGAGCGUGGGUCCCUAAUCCUGAGGAACUCUGAUGACCGUUUGAAUAGCCCAACUGAUUCAGAGAUCAAAUUGCACUAUGCGAUGGUGCGCAGGGGCUUGGCUUUUGAGUUUGCCAAGCUCAUGAGUUUCUCUCAGCAUUCCCAAUGGGAGAAGUUCCUUUUUGAGGCGGUUCAUCGUGAAACACCUCCAGGAUUUACUCGGCCUUCCUUGCUCCAGAUCGUUCAGUGCGACAAAGCGGCCUUUAGUCGAUUGGGGAGCACGAUGACGUCCAUUCGACAGCGUGGUGAUGGUUCGUAUCCUCUUGGUGAAGAGCUCCUCAAUCUCAGGUCGGAUCCUCAUAUUGCCUUGUACCUGAUGCCCUCAGCUAAGCAGUCUUCCACUUCGACUGCAUCCAGCCAUCAAGGACCACGGGCACAUCCAUACAGUUCUGGAGGGCAAACAGCCAAAGGAAAGGGAGGUGGAAAGAGCAAGUCAAAGCAGAAGAGCUCACCGCCAAUCCCCUCUGAAUUGAGGGGGAAGUGGCACAAGACCCCUUCGGGGGAUCCAAUAUGUUUUGGUUUCAACUGCCGUAGUGGCUGUGCCGAGAAAGGGAUUCAGCCUGGACAACGUUGUUCCAAAGGAUUUCACGUUUGUGCUGAACCUCGAUGUCAGGGCGAGCACAGUUUACAGCAGCAUGCGUCGAAAUGA